GAGAUACUAUCUGUUUAAUUUUGGCGUGCCAUAGAAUUUCUUGCACACAUUUUUGUUUGGGGCAACAAAAUGCAGUAGUUUAGCGACUACAAAGGAAUGAGGUCUUGCCAAAAACAACAGAGAUUGAAGCCUGAUUUCGUAAAUGGUCACCACAAAAUCGGUCCAAGCUUUGUCAAGAAAGCAUGGUGUAAUCCUCGUAUCUUGUCCACUGAGAGGAUCCCAAUUUUGUGUGUUCAUUGCUCGGCCUCAGUGAGUGGACCCAAAACAUUAAGUAAGAGAAUAUAUGACGAUUUCACACUAUGUGGUCGACGGACUGCGAUUGGAAUGGUGUUGGUUACGUCUGUUUUUGGGUUACCCAUUGUUGGUUCCCAUGGAGCUGGAUUGCCCCCAGAGGAAAAGCCAAGAUUAUGUAACGAGGAAUGUGAAAAGGAGCUUGAAAAUAUACCUAUGGUAACUACAGAAUCUGGUCUGCAAUAUAAGGAUAUUAAAAUUGGAGAAGGUCCGAGCCCACCCAUUGGUUUUCAGGUGGCUGCAAAUUAUGUUGCCAUGGUUCCAUCAGGGCAAAUAUUUGACAGCUCGUUGGAAAAAGGCCUACCUUAUAUUUUUCGUGUGGGAGCUGGUCAGGUGGUCAAGGGACUUGAUGAAGGAAUUUUGGGCAUGAAAGUCGGAGGAAAACGUCGACUGUAUAUACCAGGCUCCUUAUCAUUCCCCAAGGGCCUUACUUCAGCACCAGGGAGGCCAAGGGUAGCCCCAAACAGUCCUGUAAUAUUUGAUGUUAGUUUGGAGUAUGUUCCAGGUCUUGAUGACGAGUAAACGUCAGCUUGGAGUCUGUUCGACGGAUCGACAAUGAGUCACGGAGAACUUCACAUUUUUAUCUGUAUUCAAAAGGAAAAUAUGAUGUGAAAGAAACAGUUCAUUCUUUGUCUCCAUGUCCCUAUAUGCUACCCUUUUAUUGUGCAGUUGAGGUUGAGUGUUGAUCUAUUCUUCUGUAUGCAAAGAAACCUCUUGAUCAGUGGAUGUUGUGUUAGAAAUUUU
Molecule: messenger RNA, 1035 nt
Organism: Musa acuminata subsp. malaccensis (wild Malaysian banana)
Lineage: Eukaryota; Viridiplantae; Streptophyta; Magnoliopsida; Zingiberales; Musaceae
Product: peptidyl-prolyl cis-trans isomerase FKBP16-3, chloroplastic
Molecular function (GO): peptidyl-prolyl cis-trans isomerase activity
Source: RefSeq, a predicted model, not a curated record